AUGUCGUGGAUUAACACAGAUUACGUGAAGUAUCCUAGGCGCAGUUUACACCUUGGAUAUCAAAAGCUCUCCCGAGAUGAAAUCGACAGAGUUGUGGAUAGACUCAGCUUGAUGAAAGAGGAAACUAGGCCUAGUAUUAAUGACGAGCAUUCGUCCAGGGGAAUAAAGAAAUCUCGUAAGCUAGAUCAAGACGAUGUUCAUGCUCUGGUUGACAGAUUAUCAAAAGAGACGCGAAAGAGGGGAGAUGACAUUAUUAAGAAUGAUAAGAUGAUUGUGACCUCCUAUGCUUGGUGUAACGGGAAACUUCUUCAUUUUCAACCUAAACCUUUGGAUGGGACUUGGCAUUGA
Paramuricea clavata is the source of this 348-nucleotide messenger RNA. NCBI's taxonomy places the organism in Eukaryota, Metazoa, Cnidaria, Anthozoa, Malacalcyonacea, Plexauridae. The record is from the annotation of a GenBank genome assembly.